GCUACUUUGACCCGUUCAGUUGUGAAUUUCACGCGCAGUCCUCAAGCCGAAUCAGCCAACAUGGGAGCGUUAGACAACAUGUUUCGCACCAAACCACUCGCGGUCAUCCACGCCGAAGAGAAGAAGGAAGAGCUGCCCCGUGAACUAGGUUUGUGGGACUUGAUCGCGAUCGGCAUCGGAGGAACCGUCGGGUCGGGUGUGUUUGCGACCACAGGAGACAUCAUCAGCGGUGCAUAUGGUGGAGGCGCCGGCCCUGCCGCGUUUAUCUCGUGGACGUUGGCUGGCUUGUCGUGCAUUCUAAGUGGCUUUGCGUACAUGGAAUUGAGCUCGCUCAUCCCGUCGUCCGGCUCGACGUACGCGUAUGCAUACUACGCGUUGGGCGAACUCCCAGCCUUCGUUGGCGCGUGGCUCUUGACGUUGGAGUAUGGCAUGUCGGGUGCCGGGGUCGCUCGUUCGUGGUCUCAAAAGGUCAUGGAAUGGGCCGAAGAAGGCGGUGGAGACUACAAGUGGCUCAACCUCCAAAACACGAACUUGAUGGCGUUCCUCAUCAUGUUCUUGUCCGUGAUCAUCUUGCUGGCCGGCAUCCGCUUCGGCAAGGUGUUCAUCAACAUCGUCACGACCACCAAGGUGUUUGUCGUGUUGUUCAUUAUCGUUGCUGGGUUCGCCGCGACCAAGUCGGAGAACUUGUCGCCGUUCUUGCCCGAUGAAAUUUACAACAACGCGACCGAGUCCAAGGUGUUUGGCAUCCAGGGGCUGAUGCUGGGGGCGUCGCAGGCGUUCUUUGGCUUUGUCGGGUUUGACGAAGUGUGCUGCCUGGCGGCGGAAGCCAAGAACCCCCGCAAGAUUAUGCCCCGCGCGGUCAUCGGGGUCAUUCUCGGCACGAUGUUCUUGUCCUGCUUUGCCUCCCUCGCCCUCUCCGGCAUGGUCCCAUCGAGUGUGUACUCCAACAUGCCGUACGACCUCGGCAACGACACCGACGGCAACCCCCUCGGCACGUUUGAGUACUUUUCGUUCCCUGGCGCAUUUGGCUUUGUGGGGUAUACUGCCGCCCAAGUGAUUGUGCACGUUGGGGAAGUCGGCACCAUGCCCAUCGUCGUGCUAAUCUCGUUCCUGGCCCAACCUCGUCUCAUGUACGCCAUGUCCGUGGACGGGUUGAUCCCCGAGAUCUUUGGGCGCGUGGACAGCAAGGGCAACCUGUUUUGGUGCACUGUCAUCUCGGGCGCGUUUUUCACCGUCGUGGCGUUCGUGAUUCCGUUCGGGGACAUCUGGAACAUGGUGUCGAUUGGGAUUUUGGUGUCGUUCAUCAUGACCAACUCGUCGUUGCUGGUUGUGCGCACCCGCGACUCGUCCCCUGGCUUGGCCCACAAGCUCACAGGCGCACUGGUCGUGGUGGCGGCCGCGACUAUGUUCACGUUCCAAAAGGGCUACGUGGUGGGCGAAAGCUCAGCUGCGCUGUACAUUUCCAUCGUGCUGCUCGUCGUGACGAUUGCAAUUGGCGUCACGAUCUUUGUCAAGUGCCCGCAAAACGCGUCCGAAGGCGACCUCUUCCGCGCGCCGUUGGUGCCUUUCAUCCCGAUGCUGUCGAUCUUGGUCAACUGGCUGCUGGUCGCCCAGAUGGCGGAGAAGGACAUCGCCCGCGCCUUCAUUUGGAUCGGCGCCGCCAUCCUGACCUAUUUUAUGUACGGGUUCAGCCACAGCGAAGGCCGCAAGGGCUGGGCCAAGAUGCUCAACCACGGCGUGCUCGGCUUGAACGAAGUGCGCCCGUCCAUGAGCGACAUGAUGUCUGGUGACGCCAAGAAGUCGCUUCUGAGCCCCGUUGCGGACAAGUAGAUUCAUACUAUUAAUAGUAUUGAUGGUGGUAGCCACCCUAUAUAAGCUGUGCGUAAUGACGAGUAUGUGUACUGUACA
Aphanomyces astaci is the source of this 1908-nucleotide messenger RNA. RefSeq lists its product as hypothetical. Bases 61 to 1830 code for a protein of 589 amino acids. Gene Ontology annotation, cellular component: membrane. Lineage: Eukaryota; Oomycota; Saprolegniomycetes; Saprolegniales; Verrucalvaceae. Gene Ontology annotation, molecular function: amino acid transmembrane transporter activity. The record is from RefSeq and is a predicted model, not a curated record. Gene Ontology annotation, biological process: amino acid transport; transmembrane transport. The transcript has a single exon.